AUGGAAACCAAGUUCGGAGAUUUGGAGCAGCACGAGGUAUCACGUCCGUCGGCGGCGACUUCCCAGCGACCUGGGUACACCGCCAGCACCCCAGGAGAAGCUCGUCUCGACAGAAGCAUCAAUCUGAAGUUGGACUUCAUUGUUUGUCUUCUGCUAGGCGUAGGGUUCAUGUUCCAAGGUAUUGAUAAGGGCAACAUCGGCAAUGCAGCCACAGCACAUACCUUUUUCAAGGAUGCACACAUCCUCGAGACCGACGUCGCCAAUUCAGUCUCGCUUUUCUCAGCGACAUACGUUCCCGCGAUCGGUAUUUCUGUGGUCUUAGGCCGCAUUGUGGGCCCAAGAUGGUGGAUCCCAAUAAUGUUGCUCUCCUGGGGGGCUGUCACGACAGCCCAGUGUGCGCUUAGCAGCCGUGCUAUGCUGUAUAGUCUACGUCUGCUUCUAGGUAUGUGUGAAGCUGGUUAUGUUGCCACGACAUAUUACUAUGUGGGAACUCUAUAUCCUGCAUACAUGUCUGGCUUUCGAAUGGGCUUGAUCUCUACCAGCUUUACUUUCUCAGGAGCCUUCUCCGCGAUAAUAGCAUACGGGAUCUUCCACAUGAAGUCCAAAUCUUGGGCUGAUUGGCAGCUUCUGUUUCUCAUCGAAGGCGCAAUCACACUCGGUAUUGGUGCCGCCUGCCUGGCUGGCCUUCCAACAAAGCUUAGCACAGCAUGGUUCCUCACCAAAGACGAACGCCUCCAUGCAGUACGUCGCAUGGCGCUCGACACUGCCGCAGUGGACAGUGUUCUCAAUGCGAAUUCUGAGGAGAUGGACCACAAGGUUAGCUGGGCAAAUUUCAAAGUUGCAUUUAAGGACUGGCGUAAAAUGCUUAUUGUCCUCUGGACCAUGUGCGCAACAGUUCCCUCGUAUGGGUUUGCCAUAUUUCUACCCUUGAUGGUGAGAGGAAUGGGGUACUCAAGCAUCCGGGCCAAUCUUAUGGCGGCACCGCCUUUCAUCGUUGGCGCAGUGGCACUUAUCACUUGGGUCUGGCUGUCGGACCACUUCCAUGAACGAUCACUCAUUGCAGCCGCUGCAAUGUUUGCCUCGUGCAUAGGAUACAUUGGGCUCAUCGCUAGCCAUAGCAACAAAGUCCGCUAUGGGUUUUUGUUCAUUGUCAUGAUUGGUAGCGGGACUAUUCCUCCGAUCGCAGCAGCGUGGCUUACGGACAAUACGCCAGACAAGGCGACGCGGUCUGUCAUGAUGGGGAUUUUCGGGUGGAAUAACGUGGCAGGAGUCAUUGCCGGCCAGAUAUAUGGUUCCCAGUACGGACCAUCAUACCGAGUAUCUGCAUCUGCCACGUUAGGCAUUGUUUUACUUGGAUGCUUUGGCUUCAUCGGGUCAAGAAUUUUAUACAUGCGAGAGAACAAGAAGCGCAAAGCGGAAAUCGCAAAUUGGAACGAAGAGCGUUUCGAGGAGGAAAAGACAAAUUUCGAGAGGAGAGGCCACGAAAAGGAAUACUUCAUGUUUGGGUAUUGA
Messenger RNA from Paraphaeosphaeria sporulosa, 1512 nucleotides. RefSeq names its product MFS general substrate transporter. Gene Ontology annotation, biological process: transmembrane transport. Gene Ontology annotation, cellular component: membrane. The record is from RefSeq and is a predicted model, not a curated record. Gene Ontology annotation, molecular function: transmembrane transporter activity. The transcript is spliced from 2 exons. NCBI's taxonomy places the organism in Eukaryota, Fungi, Ascomycota, Dothideomycetes, Pleosporales, Didymosphaeriaceae. The coding region runs from base 1 to 1512 and encodes 503 amino acids.